Molecule: messenger RNA, 3179 nt
Organism: Rhopalosiphum maidis (corn leaf aphid)
Lineage: Eukaryota; Metazoa; Arthropoda; Insecta; Hemiptera; Aphididae
Product: neuropeptide CCHamide-1 receptor-like
Exons: 4
Coding region: 271-1404 (377 amino acids)
Biological process (GO): G protein-coupled receptor signaling pathway
Cellular component (GO): membrane
Molecular function (GO): G protein-coupled peptide receptor activity
Source: RefSeq, a predicted model, not a curated record
UUCGCACGCUCUACACUGGGGCGCUAGAUUUGGCGCUACCGAAAGUCACAGCACGCGUCCCACACGCGAACUAUACGCCAAUCAUAUCGUCGUCGUCGUAAGUUGUCGUCGUACAUUAACAACCGUUGCAACACGCAACAGGCGUUUCGAGUGCUGAAAGUGGCUGAAGCACUUACCGAGGUAUUCGAAAGCGACGUGCAAAGAGAAAUAUAUUAUUCUAAUAUAUACCGACAGCGGGACACCCGUCGCGCGGGUGCACACCAAGCAGCCAUGGCAGCCAUGGCCGUCUCCGCGAACGGCACGGACGUCAACAACUCCGACAACGUUUACGAGCCUUACUCGAACCGGCCGGAGACGUACAUCGUUCCCGUGGUGUUCGCCAUGAUAUUCGUCGUGGGCGUGCUGGGCAACGGCACGCUCGUUUUGGUGUUCAUCCGGCACCGGAGCAUGCGCAACGUGCCCAACACGUACAUACUCAGCCUGGCGCUGGGCGACCUGCUGGUCAUCAUCACGUGCGUGCCGUUCACGUCCACCGUGUACACGGUCGAGUCGUGGCCGUACGGCGAGCUCAUAUGCAAGCUGAGCGAGGCCACCAAGGACGUGUCCAUCGGCGUGUCCGUGUUCACGCUGACCGCGCUAAGCGCCGAGAGGUACUGCGCCAUCGUGAACCCCAUCCGCCGGCACGUGUCGUCGAAGCCGUUCACUCUGAUGACCGCCGUGGCCAUAUGGAUACUGGCCGUGGUUCUGGCCACGCCGUCGGCCACGUUCUCGCACCUGGCCACCGAGCUGAUACCCAACACGAACGUGACCAUCGUGUACUGUUACCCGUUUCCGAAAACUCUGGGCGACGGGUACGCACGCGGCAUGAUCAUGUUCAAGCUGCUCGCGUACUACGUGGUGCCGCUGUUCGUGAUCGGGUGCUUCUACCUGCUGAUGGCCCACCACCUGAUGGUGUCCACGCGCAACAUGCCCGGGGAGCUGCAGCACGCCGGCCAGUCGGGCCAGAUCCGGGCCCGGAAGAAGGUGGCCAAGAUGGUGCUGUCGUUCGUCGUCAUAUUCAUGAUCAGCUUCCUGCCGUACCACGUGUUCAUGGUGUGGUUCCACUUCAAUUCGAACUCCCGCGACGAGUACGACGACUACUGGCACGCGUUCCGCAUCGUCGGCUUCUGCUUGAGCUUCAUCAACUCGUGCGUGAACCCCGUGGCGCUGUACUUCAUCAGCGGCGUGUUCCGCAAGCACUUCAACCGGUACCUGUUCUGCUGCUGCCCGUUCGCCCGGUCCGGCCCGGCCGCCGUCGAGUCCACCAUCCAGGACAUCAACCUGACGCACGUCAACAGCACGUCGUGCAGGCGACACAACUCGGUCGUCACCAGCCACGCGACCACGCUCGGCCACGCCACCUGACGGGCGGCCUGCGGCAGCAAGCCCGUCACCAACGGCAAACGCCCGGAAGACUGCAACGUCGUCUGACGACGAUAACGCGCUGAUGACGAGGUCGGCGCGCGCGGUGUAGACGAUCGCGUGGCACACGACGAACGCGGGUGUUCGUCUGCGGGUAACGUUUGCGAUACUAUCACAGAUCUUUACAAUAAUAUGUCUUUAUAUAUAUAUAUAAAUAUAUUCAGGUAAUGAUAAGACACUCGCGGUGAAGCAGUGGCGUGCUCAGUUUUUUCGGUGUAAAGGGGCGUGUUAUAACAAAAAAAAAACCAUCGCAUACUCUUGCAUUUGCCGGCAGUUGCUAUGAUUAAUUAUAAUAACAAUACAUCAUUAAUCGUGUGUAUGAGGGUAAUAUUUGUACAAUAUUAUGUGUAAGUUAUUAAUAAUACAUCUUGACAAGAUGGCGGCAAGUAUGCUUUCAUCGCCUCGUCACAUGAUAAUUACCUGUAUUACAAUAUGUUAUCGUUAUCGUCCAACUCAUUAAUCUAUAUUAUAUGUAAUAAUAAAAUAAAAAAUUCACGCCGAAAAACUAUUGAAAACGCGAGUUCUUAUUUCAACAAUAAGUUCUACAGUUUUUUUCCUAAGCGACGAUACACCCUUCCCAGUGAGCACGUCCCUGGGGUGACGAUAAUUUAUUCAAAUGCACUUCGUUCGUACGAGUAGUAUAGGUACGUCGUGUUAUCACGAUUUGUGGUGUACAGUUAGACGACUGCUGGCGGUAGAUUUCUCCCCGUUCCAAUUCCGAUUGCAACUUAAUGUGAAAAGUGUGACGCGUCAACUGAAUGUAUGAAAAUAUAUAUUUAUACGCCUACGUGAUGUGGAAAAGCCGCUUCACCGAGGUCAGUCAAUCACGGCAUGUUAUCAUCAAACGCAUGUUUUAUUCAACCCCUCCCCCCCAAACCGCAAAUGCACCGUCUGUUUUUAUAAUAUUAUGAUCUGUGAUACUAUCGUUAUUCGUUAGUAAACGAUGACGACGACGACACGCCCUCACCACCACCGCUGUAUAUUACGAGUAUCAUACAAAAACGAUUUAUUUUUCAAUGUUGGUUUUUCCUUUUUUCUUUCAGCACAACUUUCUUCCCGAACUCGACGACACGAGUAAUGUUUGCGCAUUACCACCACUGCCCACACCUACAUCCACACAAAUUGUUCCUCCGAAUCCAUUACCAUAGAUAUAAUACGCUUAUACCUACGUACAAUAUAGAUAUAUUCGCAGUAGGUGUACCGACGGCUUUAAGAUAAAUUAUCUCGUCCGACAAGUUUCCAACUAUAGUCCUACGACUGCGCGUCGUUACUCGGGCGCAUAAAAUACGAUAUAAUAUUAUAUCAGUGAUAUCGGCUGCGGUAAGUAUUUCGAUUCGUGUUAAACGAUAGAUAUUAUAAUAUACUGUAUUACAUCGGCUUAUACUUUGACCGGUUACAUGGCUUCAAAUUCUUUCUUUGCACACGUCUUACUACUCUUACUUAUAGCUUAACUUCUAAGAAUUACAUUAUGUGGUAUAUUGUAUAUAUCGCACACUACGCGUCCCCAUCGUUUUAUUUCAAUACAAUCAAUUGCGUAUGUUAUCCAAAAUUUAAAAACUUUUUCGAAUGAUGACUAAGAUUCGGUUAUUGAAUAUCGACUGACCGAUUAAUGAUAUUAUAUUGAAAUACUUAUCAUUGACUUACACUUUGGAAAUUAUUUAAACUACAUAAAAUAUUGCGAGUAUAUCACUGAAUAAUGAAUAAUCAACAAUUAUAGG